AGGGGGGGAUAUGACUCAUCUCGGCUUGACAUCCCGGCCCCUGGUCUAUCUUGCGGCAGGAUAGAGUCCAAGCCCCAAACAACUUUGCAAUAUCGAUAUUAUGCCUGUUAUAAUAAAGCGUUGUUCAAAUUUCAACAAGUCUCUCCGGAUUGAAAUGUGUUUUACCCAUUUUCUACAGUGAUUGACUGGCUGCAACCUAUUCACCUGGCCUUCUUACCCAAUUGUUGAGCCCAUCCCCCCAAAUUAAUUAAGCACCACUUAAUACAGCCUAUUGUAGCAACCUAUAAAAUACCAAGGCAGCUAAAGCAUAAGCAUCUAAGCAGACUAUGAACCGUGGCUAUAAACGUGUUUACAAUUUUAUAAAUCCAUUGGGAAGUAGAUUUUUCUCAGGAUAACAGGAUUAAGUGCAACUUAAAUUAAUUCUCAAUCACGACCUGGCAUUUGAGGUGACUUAUUAUGGAAAUUUGUUUUUACAAAACAAGGAAUUGUAGCUGAUACAAUUAAUCAUUCCUCAUUGAAAUAUCAACCCACAGAGCUCACUAGGAAGACAGGUUUGCAAUGUGUAUAAUAGCCUACAUUGGACAGAUAUUGUUAUUCAUCACUUUGUUGGGAAUGUAUGUACGCUAAGAGUUAUUUAUACUAAUCAAUCUUCAUCAUGAUCUGCAAACGUUUUUGCAUCUUCACCAUCAAAUAUCGAUAAUUGCUUGAUGUGUUAUGCAGAAACAUUUCCUAUAGAUCCCCCAUUGGUUGGUGACUGCUAUGACAUACUCAUGUGUCACGAGAUAUACAGGUCCUCAGCUGCUCUUGUGAAGCCACAGUGCGUAUACAUGCUGUUUCACACAGAGGACACAAGGACACAAGCGUGAACAACAUUUAGGAGUUGUUGAUUUGUUUAGGAAUUGGAUGUGUAGAGUAAAUAUAACUGUGACUCUAUAGCCACUUGGAUUUAAUAUAAUUACUUUUUGACUUUUUCAGUGCAUUGCGAAUACCUUUGAAUGUCUCAAGUUAAAACCAACCGUUUACUACACAGGUAAGAAGGAGUUCUAGCUGCAUUGUAACCGGCCCAGGAUCCAGCUGCAGAAUUUCUUUCGUUCAUCAAACAAUCUCUGUUACUGUCUAUGGAAAACAAUACUUUUCCCCAGUAUUUUAACCUUACCAUGUUUGUGAAACUAGGAAACUAUCGCUACCUCGCAUUUGUCCUGUGUCUACUGUUGUAUGCUUUUAUUAUCUUUUCUAAUCUUGUAAUAAUAGUGCUGAUAUCACGAGAGAUAACGUUACAUGAGCCCAUGUAUAUUUUUAUUAUGUGUCUUUCUAUCAACUCUCUGUAUGGCUCUGCUGGCUUCUUCUUCAGAUUUCUGAGAGACCUACUGUCUGAUACUCAUUUGAUUUCACGCACAGCUUGUUUUGCUCAGAUCUAUGUCAUUUACACCUACGCAUCCUAUGAGAUGACUCUGUUAGGCAUAAUGGCUUAUGAUCGUUACGUUGCUAUAUGUCAACCUUUAAACUACCACAACAAAAUUACAUCAAAGGCGGUCUCAAAGUUGGUUGCCUUUGCAUGGACUUAUCCAUGCUUUUCUAUUGCAACCUGUGUGUAUCUUUCCUUCAGACUUCCAUUGUGUGGCAAUAAGAUACCAAAGGUAUUCUGUGCCAACUGGCCUGUUGUAAAAUUGUCAUGUGUCAGUACAGUGAUUAAUAACCUUGUCGGCAUGUUUCUGUCCAUAAGCACCGCCUUCCUGCCCCUGGCCUUUGUCAUGUUUACAUAUAUAAGAAUAAUUCUCAUUUGUAGGAAACGUUCUUCAGAGUUUAAGCGCAAAGUUAUACAAAACUGUCUGCCACACAUUGUUACAUUCGUCAUCUACUCCAUUACUGUGUUUUGUGAUGUUGCUCUCAGCAGAAUUGAUCUUGAAGCGCUGAACCCAUUUUUAGCAAUAAUUUUAUCACUUGAGUUUGUUGUGAUUCCUCCCAUAGUGAAUCCUCUUGUUUAUGGCCUGAAGCUAGCAGAAAUAAGAAAAUGUGUGUUAAAUGUGUUUUCACACUCAGAACCUGUGAAAACAAACCACAAAAAAUAAGAGUAAAAUGUGUCUUUUCUAUAAGUAAUAAGACAGGAG
Gasterosteus aculeatus aculeatus (three-spined stickleback) is the source of this 2108-nucleotide messenger RNA. The record is from RefSeq and is a predicted model, not a curated record. Lineage: Eukaryota; Metazoa; Chordata; Actinopteri; Perciformes; Gasterosteidae.